Messenger RNA from Vigna umbellata (rice bean), 1134 nucleotides. Lineage: Eukaryota; Viridiplantae; Streptophyta; Magnoliopsida; Fabales; Fabaceae. The record is from RefSeq and is a predicted model, not a curated record.
AUGAUUUUAUCCUGGAUAACGAAAACUUUGUCCCCCCACAUUGCCGAAAGCGUGAUUUACAUUGAGGAGGCUAAAGAGCUAUGGGAUGAGCUCAAAGAAAGGUUUUCUAAGGGAGAUUACUUCAAAAUCUCUGACUUACUGCAAGAAAUACAUUCCAUCCGACAAGGUGAAAGGGGGGUGAGUCAAUUUUUCACAGAUUUAAAAAUAUUGUGGGAAGAACUUGAGUCUUUGAGGCCUAUACCCACUUGCAUUUGUGCCACUCCAUGCAGCUGCGAUUUGUCCAGAAUUUCUUUGAAAUACAGAGAAGCUGAGCAUGUAAUAUGCUUUCUGAAAGGCUUAAACGAUUCUUACAACACUGUCAAGACACAGAUACUCUUGAUGGACCCUCUUCCCAAUGUUAACCGUGUCUUUUCUCUCAUUAUCCAACAAGAAAGGCAAGAAAAACAAAUCUCUACAGAGGCUAAAACUCUAGCUAAUGUCGCAGGAAGAAAUGGUCAAUGGAAACCAGACCAGAAUUGGAAAAAUCAAGGAAGAAGUGCUGAGAACCAAGGAAGGGGAACUGUUUUUCGUGGUCAAGGCAGAGGAAGGGGAAGAAAUCCCAAUUAUGGUAAACAAUGUUCUUACUGUAACAAAAUGAACCAUACCAUAGAUGAAUGUUAUUCCAAACACGGAUAUCCUCCUUGGUACAAAAAGGAAGACAAAAGAAAUGAAUGGACGAGUGCUAAUGUUUGCCAGAACAACACUGACUCUGAAGAAGCCCAGAAAAUUCAAAAAAUCAGCAAUGGAAACAGUUUCAGUUCUCUCACGCCAGAACAGAUGCAUAAACUCCUCAAAAUGAUAGACAGAAUAGAUGAAACCCCCACACACAACAUCAAUCAGGUUCAAAGAAAUGAAACUGAGAAUGAACGAGGUAUUUUUUCUUGGAUUGUUGAUACUGGUGCUACUGACCAUGUCACUCACAGUAAAAACAAUUUUAUUACCUUCUACAAGAUCAAACCUAUUUCUAUAAAACUACCAAACAACACUAUACUAAUUGCUGAACAUGCUGGAACUGUACAGUUUGCCAAAGAUUUUACUAUUUUCAAUGUCCUCUAUAUACCAGAUUUCUGUUUUAAUUUGAUAUCUGUGCAAUGA